Molecule: messenger RNA, 1543 nt
Organism: Raphanus sativus (radish)
Lineage: Eukaryota; Viridiplantae; Streptophyta; Magnoliopsida; Brassicales; Brassicaceae
Product: VAN3-binding protein-like
Exons: 8
Coding region: 458-1147 (229 amino acids)
Source: RefSeq, a predicted model, not a curated record
UCUUCUCUGUCUCAUUCUCCGUUGAACUAUUUUUCUCUUGAACACUGGAAUAAUUUUCAGUUUACGUUAAAAUCGAUAAGUCCCACAAACUCUCUGUCUCCCUUUCUUUACAAUCAAAGGGUGAUGGGUAUGAAAACCGAAGAACACCUCUAACCCUAUAAAUCAGAGAUGGCUGAGAUUGGAAUCGAGCUUCAACAAACACGCUCUAUGAGUAUUUCUUCAUUCGAAAACAUAGAUCCCUUCUUCGGAAAUAUCAUCCUCUCUGAUGCUACUAUUGCUUAAUCAUCCGCCAGCUACUCAACUAUCUGACAUGCGACUUCCCAAUUCAUUCUCUAUUCACUUCUCCAAAUUGAAGGCCGGCCGCAGCAAGGAGGUCGUUCCGACAAGACUCCAUAGAAAUAAAAGUUGGUUCUUAACUCCAUGAGGACGUGAGUUAGCUAGGAGGCUGCUCCAGUCCAUGUCUGCACUUCUGAAGCAUUUGUACAAGAGCAUGGUAAGAGGAAGAACAAUGGGAAGAAGACUAAAGGAUCAGAAGGAGAAGAAGAAGCAAGAAACCAGAGCUCGAAACGCUGAGAUUCACGCCGCAGUCUCUGUCGCGGGAGUAGCUGCUGCCGUAGCCGCAAACUCCGCAUCUAAGGCGGCCGCAGCCUCAGAACAUACAGUUAAAUCAACAGCAGUUGCUGCUGCGGUCGAGUCUGCAGCCUCUCUCAUCGCUUCACAAUGCAUCGAGAUGGCAGGAGAGAUUGGAGCAGGUUAUAACCAGAUAGAAACAGCCGUCAGCUCUGAGACCAACGCUAGGACUAACGGAGAGGUGGUGGCUUUAACGGCAAGUGCUGCAACAGAGAUUUUAACGUUACGAGGAGCUGCGAGGGCAAGAAUGGAAAGGAGUAACAAUGAGAACAAAGCAAUGUUAUAUGCAACGAAGGAGAAUGUAGAAAGGGAAGAGAGAAAUGUAUUUGGAGCGAUGACUUUCGUCUCUAGAGGAGAAGAGCUUCUUAAACGCACCUGCAAAGGAGACCUUCAUUGGAAGCAAGUAUCUUUUAACAUCAAUUCAACUUGGCAAGUGGUACUUAAAAUGAAGAGCAAACAUGUGGGUGGAACUUUCAAAAAGACGAAGAAAUGGUGGGAAUGUCAAUCCAGGAGAUGAUAUGUCAGGUGGAGAAAGGACCCACAUUCCUAGAGAUCAUAUGUCAGGUGCUGGAACAGUCAAAAGGAGCCACAUUCUUGGAGUUAAGAUAACCCAUGUGAAUCAUGGUAAAUGUGUUGGCGAUGAAGUGGAUGAAAGUGGACUAGCUGAUGCAUCUGCUCCAGGUCACAACUCUGUUAAUGGAAGGGAGAGGGGAGGAGUCACCAUUUAAGGAUGAUGGGUGCUCUAAAAAGAAGGCACGAAAUGAGUGAUAUCGAAAGAGCAAGGAGAGAGCCAAAGUUACAAUGUUACGUUGCAUUGCUUAAUUUACAUUUCCGGACAUUGUCAACUCUGACUACUUUAAAACUUUUAUGUCAUUGUUUUUUAAAAAUCUAUGAUAUCCGACUUUUUCAAUUA